Molecule: messenger RNA, 765 nt
Organism: Triplophysa dalaica
Lineage: Eukaryota; Metazoa; Chordata; Actinopteri; Cypriniformes; Nemacheilidae
Product: galectin-5-like
Exons: 6
Coding region: 1-765 (254 amino acids)
Molecular function (GO): carbohydrate binding
Source: RefSeq, a predicted model, not a curated record
AUGUGUUACAGUUUCAUCUUCUUCAGAUUCCAGGUGGACCUCCAGCACUGUUCUGAUAUCGUUCUGCAUGUUAACCCACGCUAUGAGAAAAGUCAUGAGUAUGUAGUGCACAACACCUUACAGAACGGUAGUUGGGGCUCAGAAGAACGCACAUACGAAUGUCCCUUCCCUAGAGGCCAACCAUUCGCUCUUCAGAUCUUUGUUACCCAUGAAUCAUACAAGAUAAGUGCCAAUGGGAAACCCUUCUCGGAGUACAAACAUCGCGUUUUGUUCUCUCGCGUGGACAGCAUCUGUGUGAGUGGAAUGGUGGAUGUAAAUUUAGUUCUCGUUCAGUAUCUUGAGCCUCUGCAUGCUCCAAUUCCAGGAACGUUCAGGGUCCCGUACAAAAGCAUCCUCUAUGGUGGACAGUAUGCUGGCAAAACCAUUCUCAUCCAAGGACAUAUCUUUCUGCAUGCAAAAAGUUUAGAAGUUAAUCUGCGGCACAAAACUGGAGUUGCGUUCAACUUCUGUUGUCAUUUAGACAAGAAUGUUGUUGUGCUAAACAACUAUGAGAAAGGAGAGUGGGGCAAACCAGAAAAAUACGAUGAUAUGCCAUUUACAAGAGGACAACCUUUUCAGAUGGCAAUUUGUUGUAAGGACAAUAAUUACAGCGUGUUUGUCAGUGGCAUACAAGUUCACACUUAUAUUCAUCGAUACAUUGAACUAAAAGACAUUGAUGUUUUGGAAAUAAGUGGUGAUGUCCAGUUGAUAUUUGUGCAGCCCUAG